This is a messenger RNA of Cydia amplana, 551 nucleotides long. RefSeq lists its product as uncharacterized. NCBI's taxonomy places the organism in Eukaryota, Metazoa, Arthropoda, Insecta, Lepidoptera, Tortricidae. The transcript is spliced from 6 exons. Bases 47 to 430 code for a protein of 127 amino acids. The record is from RefSeq and is a predicted model, not a curated record.
UACUCGCCCUUCAGUUAGCUCGCCUCCUCCAGCUCCAUCAGUCUUCAUGUCCACUAUGCGGGAGGCAUUUGUUUCAAUACUGCUGCUAGUCGCCGCCGCGAGCUGCUCAGACCUCGGGAAAGACGUCAAUUACUAUAAAGAUUAUCUGCGUGCGCGCUCCGACGAGUUGCCCGAAGGCCCUGCGAUGGCGGAUCGGCUUUAUUUCUAUCGGACACCGCUGCAGCUGUACCCGGGAUUAUUGCCGAUACUGGAACAGGAGUAUAGGAAGAGGACAGGAAAUGUAUUCAAAAAUCAUAUGCUAAAUAAGGACUCGUUGCUGGAAGGGCUGAUACCUGAGAAGCGAAGCUCGAAAACUGCCCUGUCGGCGAUGCUACAGGGGAAACAUGCUUUGCCCACGGAUGAAGGGCAUUAUUGCCCAUACGGAAAAUAGAGAGGAGUUGGUGAUAGAAUAGAGUAUGAUCAGGGUGAGGAUCACGAUCAGAACAACACGGAUUUUAUAGUAGAAUAAUAAGACAUAGUUAUAUAAUGAUCUACAAGUAUUACAUGUUGUG